AUGUAUGUGACGAGGCCUCUUUCCCAAGUGCUGAAAUCUCCGAAAAUCGGGCAGCCCGACGGCCCGAAUUCCGGCUGCUUAGUGAUCGAAGACGAGGAAUCCGUAACCUACUCGUUUUUCGGGUUGUGGCGGAAUCGGAAGCUCAAAUUUCUGCCUUUUCCUCAGGACAAAGAGCUUCGUGUUCGUUACACGAAGACUAACGGCUUGACAAUCACCGUAUUCGAGGAUCACGUUUUCUUGAUCCCGGUGAUCAAUCAGCCGCUCGACUCCAAUCGGUAUUAUGCGAUCGUCCCACAUGGAUCGCGAAAAGGGGAAGAUGAUAAGACCACCUGCUGUUUCUGCCGUUUGGUGAACGACGUCGAACCGAGGCCGUUAGAUCCACAAAACGUUUAUCAGCAAUUUCAAAUAGCUUCGUACCACUGCGGCUGCUCGGGUUGCUUUAUCGCCACCUCCAAAGCUCUCGACGGCUUCCCACCGUCAUUCCUUCGCCGAGAAGGUUGGACCACCCACACAAAGACCACUCACAAUAUCAAGCUUGAUACCGCAAACGGCCUCGACCCUGUACUCCGGGCCUGCCUCCCGAAUUUCGAUUUCUCCAUUUCUCGAGAGUUUUCCGAGCCUUUAGUCGUCGGGAAAUGGUAUAGCCCUUUCGUGUUCAUAAAGGAAAGGACUCUGCGUGAACAAGUAAAGUUUUCGAUGUACUAUGAGUGGACGCUCGAGAAAAGAUGGGAAAGGAUAUUUGCUUGCCGUAAUAAGGGUAACGAUAACCGAGUGGUGAUUGACGACGUGUUUGAGGACGAACGAGCAUUUGUCGGUGGGGUUAGAGGCGAGUGGGACGAGAAGAGUUCGGUUGAUGGGGUGGUUUCGUAUGUGGGCUACGUUAGUGGGGGAGAGAAAAAAACGAGCGUAGGGUUGAGAGUGGAAAUAGUCGAGCGAAUGAGGUGGGAGGAGUCGAGAGGCGGCUGGGCAGGCGGGGCCGGGGGGCGGGUGAGGGUUAGUAAGGUGGAGGAAUGUGAGGGGUGGGAUGAGUUUGGAUUGUAUGUGUUGGUUGAGAGGUUCAAUUUGAGGAGGAUGGAUGGGAGUUUGGUGUUGUUUUGUGACUUUAGGCACUUUCACCAUGUGAGGGCUAAGUGGGAGUAG
Molecule: messenger RNA, 1140 nt
Organism: Striga hermonthica
Lineage: Eukaryota; Viridiplantae; Streptophyta; Magnoliopsida; Lamiales; Orobanchaceae
Source: the annotation of a GenBank genome assembly